Quercus lobata is the source of this 1072-nucleotide messenger RNA. RefSeq names its product cytochrome P450 CYP736A12-like. The transcript is spliced from 3 exons. Gene Ontology annotation, molecular function: monooxygenase activity; heme binding; iron ion binding. The record is from RefSeq and is a predicted model, not a curated record. Lineage: Eukaryota; Viridiplantae; Streptophyta; Magnoliopsida; Fagales; Fagaceae. Bases 1 to 948 code for a protein of 315 amino acids.
AUGGGAGAUGAGACACAUGACAGAUUCGACUUGAAGGCCAUUAUUGUGGAGACCUUUUGCUUGGCGGGGGCUUUCAAUCUAGCAGAUUAUGUUCCUUACCUUGGGGCACUAGAUCUACAGGGAUUGACACGGCGAAUGAAGAAGGUUAGGAGGGCUCUAGAUAUAGUCUUAGAGAAUAUCAUCAAGGAGCAUGAAAACAUUCCAAGUGGUCAACAAGAUCGUCAAAUGGACUUUAUAGACACGUUAAUUUCUUUGAUGAACCAACCCAUGAAUCCCCAUGAUGAGCAUGCAUACAUAUUGGAUCGAACAAAAAUAAAGGCCAUCACAGUAGACAUGAUUUCAGGUGCAUAUGACACUUCAGCUGCUACAAUUGAGUGGACCUUUUCUGAACUCUUGAGGCAUCCACAGGUGGUAAAACAAGUACAAGCAGAGCUGGAAGGUGUAGUAGGGAUGAAUAGGAUGGUGGAGGAGACAGAUUUGGAAAAUUUAACAUACUUGGAUAUGGUAGUGAAGGAAAGUUUAAGACUACAUCCUAUUGGACCAUUACUAGUCCCACAUGAAUCCAUGGAGGACAUUGAAUUAAAUGGAUAUUAUGUCCCCAAGAAAUCACGCAUAAUAAUAAAUUUUUGGGCUAUUGGACGAGAUCCUUAUGUGUGGUCUAAUAAUGUUGAAGAAUUUUAUCCUGAAAGAUUCAUAAAUAGUAAUAUAGACCUCAAGGGAUGUGACUUCCAACUUAUCCCAUUUGGGUCCGGUCGAAGAGGGUGCCCUGGAAUACAUCUAGGUCUUACAACUAUCAAAUAUGUUCUAGCUCAAUUAUUGCAUUGCUUUCACUGGGACCUUCCAAGUGGCAUGUUGCCUAAUGACUUGGACAUGACUGAGAAGUUUGGGCUAUCAAUGCGGAGAGCCAAGCACUUGUAUGCUGUGCCAACUUAUCGCCUACUCAAUUAAAUAUGUAAUCCAAUUGCAAUAUAAUAAUCUUCGAAAAAAAAAAUUUACUUAUUAGAAGAAGUGUGCUCCUAGCAUUCAAGUUUAUGCUCGACCACUAAAUGUAAGGCCAAGAUUUUUAUUCUCA